AUGCAGAACGGAGUUCCACCUCAACAAGGACCUGUGGAGAACCCUGCCUUGGAGAAUCCCAAUGUUCACGACCCCGCACCGAUUUCGGCAGCAGCGGAGUUUCUGGGUGGAGCUAUGCCAGCGAGGGAAGCUGGACCGGACAUGGUCGAUCCCGCUUAUGGAGCGGCACCGGACAUGGGAGCGCGAGCGACGAACGAGUUACGGCCGCCCCCGCCAUCGCCAGUGCCAAUGACUCCUGCGUUUACGCCACCUACCGAUUCAACCGUCAGAGUGCAAGAGUUUUAUACAGCAGGUACCAGACAGGAGCGUACAGAACAGAAUGGUUUUCGCUGGAUGGCAAGGAUAACAGAAUUCCUGCGGACUACGGCUACAAGGAGUGUCUCGAAUGUGGACAGGGUGUUAGACAACUUGGGUUUUCCGCAUGCGCAGACGGCGAACCAGGUUGGAGGAUUAAAUAUUUCUCCGCCCCAGGAUCUACAACCAAGCACUCUAGUACCGGCUGUACCAACUUCGUGGUCGACUAUGAGGGGACAGUCAACACUUUUCACCGAAGCCCAGAUGCGACAGUCGCAGAGGAAUCAUCCUCAACUCUAUGGCCCAACUUCAGAUGGUGGAAGCGAUCGAUCCUCGAGACUGCAAGCCGAGGUACAGAGACAAAUGGAAGAAUACAUGCAGAAGCAUCAGGGCGAAGAUUACCUACAGCUUCAAGCGAUCCUCAAGGGAAUGUUCAGCAGCUACCUCAAGGUGGUCCUUCCGGAGUACAUGCAGCUUCCAGUGAUCCUCAAGGGAAUGUUCAGCAGCUACCCCAUGGUGGUCCUUCAGGAGUAUAUGGAACUUCAAGUGAUCCCCGAGGGAAUGUUCAGCAGCUACCCCAAGGUGGUCAGUCAGGAGUACACGCAGCUUCAAGUGAUCCCCGUGGUCAGUCAGGAGUACACGCAGCUUCAAGUGAUCCUCGAGGGAAUGUUCAGCAGCUACCCCAUGGUGGUCAUGAUCAUUUCAAUGUUGGCCAAGCGUCGAAUGGCCCAGCUCCAGGCGGUGAUGUUGAAGCAGAUGACGGCCGCAGAGAAAGACAAGGAAGGGGAACAGAGCCCAUUGCCCACCUUGCCCGUGAUGAAGGUUGAAUCCGCUUCAGUGGACAUCAUGGACUGGUUGGAGAAGCUCACGUCUCCCACGUCGGACUUAUCCGACGGGUCAGGACUUUGGUGGGAAAAGGUCAAGGCCUCUGCAACGAAGUCAUAUGUGGAAUGGGCAAAGUCUAGCCCAAUAGAAAGGUUGAAGGUGUCACCGCCCAGAAACGAAGAGCUGGAGACUGGCAAGUGGAGUCGUGUGAAUUCUCGGGCCUCAAGCAUGCUGAUGUUGGCGCUAGCGGAAGGGGUCCAGCACGAGAUGGAGCCACCUCAAGAAGGGGUGACAGCUCCAGACCCAGCCCUGCUAGCGCGCGGACUGAAUGCCAUGGUCCGGAAGGUGAUGGAAAAGAACCCGGAAGCCAGCUUCCGAACAAGCCUUGUCAAAUCCACGCUGAUGGUCGACACCCGGCCUACAAUGGACUCAGUUGACAGCUACUACCGCUCCUCCACUGCCUACCACGAGGUCAUCUUCGCAGACUACUUCGGGGCCGAAGUGCCCCUUCAAGCAUUCGUGGGAGGGCAACGAGAAGGAGAAACCGCAGAGAUGUUGGACUUGCGGAGGACGGCUGCAGCAUCCUCCACUACCACGACGACCAAGUCCGUUAGGAUUGAUGAUGUUCCGGAGGUGGAGCAUAUUUCCGCGACUUCCGCUGCCACUGAGAUCACAGCCUCAGAUCAGACACCAGACAUCAAGGAGAUGUUGGCGGACGUGGGGAAGAUGCUCAAGCAGAUGACCGCUGUGAACAUCAAGAAGGUUACCAUCGUGGAAGCUGGUUUCGAGCAAAAGGUUGAGGAAAUUGAAGCAGCGAUGAAGGCCUCUACGGUUGCCGCAGAAGAUGGUUCGACCAACGGGUUGCUGGACAGUGGUGCAAGUCAUGCUAUGCAUUUGGCCCAGGGAGAUGAGUACUCCAAAGGAAGCGCGGUCAAGGUCACUCUAGCUGGUGAGGAUGUGAGGGAGAUGAAGCAGAAUCUACAUGGAACGGUGCUCGUUGAAGACAAUGGGGCUAAUGCUGUUCAACCCAUCGUCCCGCUGGGGGCGGUGAUAGAGGCUAAACUCGAAGUCUUGAAGAAGGAGGAAGUGAGGGCAUGGAAUGAUGUUCUUAUGGAAUAUACGAAGACGGGGAACCAAUCCUUACUCCUACGAACAAUGCUACUAUGCCCCUUCACCAAGGACCUUCCGGAGGACGUCCAGGCUAUGGCGACAGAAGGCUUUGAGAAUGAAAAAGGGUCCUACUACCUCAAGCAGCUUCCAAUACCAAGGAGAGUAAGAAAGCUCCUCAUGGCCUCGGACAGAUGGGUGGUGGUCAUGAACCAGGGUUCCAAAAGAGAAUACCAGGGACCCUUUCAGCAUCAUCCCAAAGGAGUGUACCAGUUGUUGCUUUGGGCAGCCUCAAAGGGAAAGAUCAGCGACAUCCUGGGAACACCUCCGCAUUCUACCUGGCCCACUUCAAUGACUCCAGACCGGGGCCCCGGAUCCUAUCCAACGAGAACAACUGCCUUCCUUUAUGAACAUGAAGGACUACCACCGUUGAAGCAGCAAAGGAUGAACAGUGAAACCGCUGCAGCAGUGAAGCAGAUGAUGUUGUGGAUGGUAGCUACAGUUUCCAGAAAGGGACCAGUGGGAUUCAUGAUGGAGCAGCCCGCGGACAAGGAGCAGCUACGUCAGGACGAUCCGUCAAUGGCUUCAAUAUGGAAAACGGAGCUGUGGAAGUCGUUCAAGUCUGUGAGUGGAAUGGGAUUGGCCUCUUUCUACAUGGGAGCAAUGGGCCAUAAGGGGAAGCGACCGACAACAAUAGCGACCAACUACGCGCGCCUACGGCAGCUUGACGGAUUGUAUGACUUUGCGGAUGGCUGUGUUCCACGUUCGCUGGUCGAUGAUAAGGAAAUGAACACUUGGUCCCACGGCUUCAAGGAGAUUGUGGCCGAAGCGGUGAAGGAGUUUCAUCAAUGUUCGGUGUCCGAGGAGGAGGCCCUGGUCGAGAUGGGUGUGAAGGUCUCAAAGUUGACCAAGGCCACCGGAUAUCAACAUCGACGUCAACUACAUCCUUCUAUGUUCACGGUUGCCAUCGACCUCGCUGGUCCCUUCAAGCAGAAGGGAAGAGAUAUGGAUCACGAGGACUACAAGUACUUGAUGGUUGCAGCCUAUAGGUGCCCCAAAGCUUAUAUGAGUUCCAAGGCCAUCACCGACUACGAUGCAGAGAUGUAUGUUCCAGAUGGCUCGAAAGCUGGAUAA
Messenger RNA from Symbiodinium sp. CCMP2456, 3360 nucleotides. Lineage: Eukaryota; Dinophyceae; Suessiales; Symbiodiniaceae. The record is from the annotation of a GenBank genome assembly.